Dimorphilus gyrociliatus is the source of this 1200-nucleotide messenger RNA. Lineage: Eukaryota; Metazoa; Annelida; Polychaeta; Dinophilidae. The record is from the annotation of a GenBank genome assembly.
AUUAUGCAGACGGCGUCACACAGAGACGCUCAGCGCGCGCGUUCUGGUCAUUCUGCUUGGUUACUAGUCUCUUUUGCUAGGAGAUUUUUCUCUCGUUAAUGUGGAAAUUAAUCGAUCGCUGUGGCUAAGUUACAGAAAGAUAGAUCAGUUCGACUGCGGGUAAAUCCCGAACAGUCUAACGAUUAUAGAGUGGUUGUGUUUGGAGCGGGUGGUGUUGGUACGUACAUCAAAAUAAGAAAUUAAUGAGCAGACACUCUGGCCUUAAUCGAACAAAGCGUUUUAACAGAUAAUCAAUAGUUCUUUUAAUUUAACUUUAUAGUAAAAAACAUUGCUUUUUUUAAAAAUCUUUUCAAAUUUGAAUACAAAUCAUUUUUAUAGAUCUGUUCCAUAAAUUCUGUCUUUCUUUAAGAUAGAUAUUUUUGUCAAAAAUAUUACUAUUUGAAUAAUGAGAGGUCCGGCUGUUCAUUUUUUUUAUACAAAAAAGAUAAUUAUAUCAAACUAAUACAUUACUAUUUUAGGAAAGUCAUCACUAGUUUUAAGAUUUGUCAGAGGAACUUUCCAAGAGUCUUAUGUUCCUACAAUUGAAGAUACAUAUAGACAAGUAAUAUCGUGCAAUAAGCAAGUAUGCACACUUCAAAUAACAGACACGACUGGUUCACAUCAGUUUCCCGCAAUGCAAAGAUUAAGUAUUUCGAAAGGACAUGCUUUCAUUUUGGUCUUCUCUGUUACCUCAAGACAAUCCUUAGAAGAAUUAAAGCCAAUUUAUAAUGAAAUUAGGGGAUUAAAAGAAGAUGUAGAGUGUAUUCCAAUAAUGUUAGUUGGUAAUAAAAUUGACGAUACUGCCAGUAGACAAGUUACAGAAAAAGUGGCAUCUCAACUAGCUAAAAGUUGGACGUGCUCAUACAUUGAGACAUCAGCAAAAAUGAAUACAAAUGUAAAAGAGCUAUUCCAGGAGCUACUUCAACAAGAAAAAAGACGAAACGUGAGUUUAAAUGUGGAUGGAAAAAAGUCAAGGGCUCGAAAAUCAAGAGAAAAGCUUAAAGGAAAAUGUGAAAUCAUGUGACUGUAAUUAAAAUUUUGUUUGGUAGAAAUACACUAAUUCUGUUGAUAAUAUAUGCAACUUUUAACUUGAUAAAUUAAAAGCCUGAUGUAUAUAUGUAAAUAUACAGAACUUUUUCAGAAUUGUGAUUUUUGUAGACA